This is a messenger RNA of Helianthus annuus (common sunflower), 766 nucleotides long. RefSeq names its product ER membrane protein complex subunit 6. The transcript has 6 exons. Gene Ontology annotation, cellular component: endoplasmic reticulum; membrane; EMC complex. Gene Ontology annotation, biological process: protein folding in endoplasmic reticulum; autophagosome assembly. NCBI's taxonomy places the organism in Eukaryota, Viridiplantae, Streptophyta, Magnoliopsida, Asterales, Asteraceae. The record is from RefSeq and is a predicted model, not a curated record. The coding region runs from base 210 to 557 and encodes 115 amino acids.
UUUGCUUAGGACAAUAGCAAUUAGAUGGUCUAGGGUUUCAUCUGAGAUCUUGGUCUUCCAUAGCAAAUAGCAAGAUCUUCAUCGCUCUACUUCAAAGUUUUGCAAAAUUUCAACGAUAAGGAGGUACUGUUUGAAGUGUUUAUUGAGCUGCAAUUCUGAUUGAAUUUGAAUCAGGUACGGUGGUUUUGGAAUGCGAACAGGUGGAAGGUAUGGCUAGCCACGAUGAAUCCGGGAAAAAAUCAAAUGAAAAUGAAAUGCCAACCUUCAAUGCUGAGAAUUUGCAAAGCAACAUGAAAGUCGUAUACUACUGUCGAACAUUUAUGUCGAUCAUCGGUGGAGUGAUUGCUGGAAUAUGUGGAUUUACAGGCCUCAUGGGGUUUGUGGUUUAUGUACUGGUCAUGGCAAUUACAUCGGUGUGUCUAACAGCCCGGGCGGGUUUUUCCAUCCAUUCAUAUUUUGACAGCUGGAACAGGGUUCUAUUGGACGGAUUUCUCGGCGGGCUUUUGUCGUUCGUGCUGUUCUGGACAUUUGCUUAUGAUAUCGUGCACAUCUUCUAAGCAAACGCGGUUCAGUCUUUGCUUUCGGGUGCCUUUGUGUUUGGUUUCCCAAGUUACAAAAAGAGGGUGGUGUCUAGAGCUCAGAUUUAAGGGUUUUAAUUUCUUGUAAUUUUUGAAUUUUAUUUUUGUUUUUAGGACAAACAAUUUGAUUCACAUUAUGAUGAGGAUUUUAACAGUUUAUAUAUUGUGGAGAGAUUUUGGUGAAAUCA